This is a messenger RNA of Aspergillus novofumigatus IBT 16806, 1255 nucleotides long. It is a transcript of the gene trm8, whose product is annotated as tRNA (guanine46-N7)-methyltransferase. Bases 1 to 1080 code for a protein of 359 amino acids. Lineage: Eukaryota; Fungi; Ascomycota; Eurotiomycetes; Eurotiales; Aspergillaceae. Gene Ontology annotation, biological process: RNA (guanine-N7)-methylation; tRNA methylation. The transcript has 5 exons. Gene Ontology annotation, cellular component: tRNA methyltransferase complex. The record is from RefSeq and is a predicted model, not a curated record. Gene Ontology annotation, molecular function: tRNA (guanine(46)-N7)-methyltransferase activity.
AUGAUUUCGCAAAAGGAGAUAUUUGACAAAACGAAGAGAGCGAUUGAGCUGUGGGGUUGCUAUUCGGAGACAGAAUCCAACCAUGACACCACCCCGCCCAAACGCCAAAAGCGCGAUGAAUACCGCAAAGCUACAGCAGAGGCCGCCUCACAACCCGGCCCCAGCGACGCCGCAGAGAUCAAGCUGCCCAAGAAAAAGUACUAUCGUCAGCGGGCGCACGCAAAUCCCUUCUCGGACCACCAUCUGAAAUACCCCCUCAGCCCGGCGCAUAUGGACUGGUCAUCGCAUUACCCUGCCUUUGUGGAUCCGGACCCGUCGCAUACCAAUCUCGCCGGGGCCCGGAAGCUCCUGAAGGAUGUGGAGGUUGUGGAUAUCGGGUGUGGUUUUGGCGGGUUGCUCAUUGGGCUUGCGCCUCUGCUGCCGGAGUCGUUGAUAGUUGGCAUGGAGAUCCGCGUCUCGGUCCUUGAAUACGUGACGACGCGCAUCCAAGCCCUCCGGGCCCAGCAGCAUAAGCUCAGGGCUGCAACUGCAACUGCCACAGGAGCAGCGUCGGAAACUCCGUCUCAGCAGCAAGUUCAGAUAGAUGGGAAACAAGCAAACGCAAACGCAGCGGCGGAGGCAGCGUCGCCCUCCCCCUCCACCGACACCGAGCACGCCCCUACCACUCUCGUCCCGGGCUCCUACGAAAACAUCUCCGCAAUCCGCAGCAACACCAUGAAAUUCUUCCCUAAUUUCUUCGCCCGCCAUCAGCUUUCCAAGAUCUUCAUUUGCUUUCCGGACCCGCACUUUAAGGCCCGCAAGCACAAGGCCCGGAUUAUCUCCGAGACGCUGAAUGCCGAGUAUGCCUACGCUUUGCGGCCGGGUGGGUUUUUGUACACGAUCACCGAUGUGGAGGACGGGGGUGCGAAUGUUGGGGUGAGGGAACUCUUUGAGCGGGUUUCGGAGGAGGAGCUGGAGAAGGACGAGUGUGUGCGGGUUAUGAAGGAGGCCACCGAGGAAGGGAAGAAGGUGGCUCGGAAUAAGGGGAAUAAAUACGUGGCUGUCUUUCGGCGUAAGGCGGAUCCUGAAUGGCCUGCAUGACUCAUUUGUUAUUGAGCAUAAACCAAGCGACCGUGGAAUGCAGAAUGAGUGAUGGAUUGAAAAAUGCUAUUCUGUAAAGGAUGCUGCCUGUCGAACUCCAUAGUAUGAUUCAAACCAAAAAAAAGAAAACAGUCUUACAGCACCCGCUGCAUGCAUAAUCAUACCAUAUCGCCGU